GGCGGACUUGCCGGGACCUUCGUGGCCGGGCUCGCUCCGCAGGGACUGAGCGGAGCCCGGGCCGGCCGCGCUCCCGGCGCCGCUGGGGCCUCCGGCGAGCGAGCGAGCGAGGCGAGGAGGGAGGCCCGGCCCGGUGCUCCCCGAGACGGGCGGGGGGAGCAGAAGAGCUCCGCGUCCUCCGCCUGCAGCUUUGUUAGCCGGGCCCUCCGCGGGGAACGGGAGCGGCGGGACUGGGCCGGUGCUCCCGGAGUUGCCAGGUCCUUUCUUUCCCCGCUCUCGGUUGCGGAGCAUGGUCUACGGGACUAGUGCAGAGGAAAACAACAGGUCUCGCUCCCUGCUCGCCUCCCAAAGCGACGCCAGCGCCUUGCUCUUGGGAUUAUAAAUGUUUGAACUAAGACCCAGGGAACUGGAAGGAGAGGUUCCCGUUGGAAUUAAUAGAAGAGAAAAGAAGGGAGGCUUUUCCAAAUCCUCUGCAAGAAGGCUCGUGCUGUUUUCCCCUGCUGUCCAUACUCUGUUUAAUAAUGCGAUUGUGACCUGAAUGGAAUUUAUGAGCGAUGAAUUACUGAAGCUUGUUGCACCUCUGCAUCGGACUACUUUUUUUUUUUUUUUUUUUUUUUUUUUUUUUCUGUCGGCACAUGAUUCCUCCAUCCCAGCUGUUGCAGGACCUAUGGGCCAGUAAUAGAGGGAUGGGAAGCUGAGACAGUUUAUUUUCACAUUCUUCUGUGCUGGAGACUUGGCGAGUUAGCUGAAGCUGCUGCUUUUUACUGGAUCUGCUCUUUCCUCGGCAGGUUUAUUUUUUUUUAAUGUGUUUCGAUUAAACAGUCAUUGGACUGGAGCUGGAUGGGUGCUUUGCAAUCCAAAAUGUUUUGGGGGAUAACAGAAAAGUGCUAAAACAGAGAACUGGUGCUGCAGGAAACCUGGGGCCUGUUUAUCAAGACUUUUCGUUUUGUUGAGCAAGAUGAUGUGUGAGGUGAUGCCAACCAUCAGUGAGGCCGAGAUUCCCGCCGGGGGAAAUGGAGGCCACGGUUCAGGUUCCCCGUUGCAAUCAGAUGCUGAUUCCCACUUCGAGCAGUUAAUGGUGUCCAUGCUGGAAGAAAGGGAUCGCCUCCUGGAAACGCUCCGAGAAACUCAAGAGACGCUUGCCCUCACCCAGGGCAAGCUGCAUGAGGUUGGCCAUGAGAGGGAUUCCUUGCAGAGACAGCUCAAUACUGCACUUCCACAGGAAUUUGCAGCGCUCACCAAAGAGCUGAAUGUAUGCAGGGAGCAGCUGCUUGAAAGGGAAGAAGAAAUUGCUGAGCUGAAAGCAGAAAGAAAUAAUACGAGGCUAUUACUGGAACAUUUGGAGUGUCUUGUCUCCAGGCAUGAGCGAUCCCUCAGGAUGACUGUUGUGAAGAGGCAAGCUCAGUCUCCAGCAGGAGUUUCUAGUGAAGUAGAAGUUCUCAAAGCACUAAAAUCUUUAUUUGAGCACCACAAAGCCCUUGAUGAAAAGGUAAGGGAGAGAUUACGAGUAGCACUUGAAAGAUGUAGCUUAUUGGAAGAAGAACUAGGUACUACACAUAAAGAGUUAAUGAUUCUGAAAGAGCAAAAUAAUCAGAAGAAAACACUUCCAGAUGGGAUGCUGGAUAUAAAUCAUGAACAAGAAAAUACACCAACUACAAAUGGGAAGAGAUCCUCUGAUGGUUCAUUAUGCCAUGAUGAAAAUCUUGCUAAAGUGAUUGAACUCCAAGACAUCAUAGAUAAGCAAAACAAAGAGCAGACACAAAUGAAAGAACGCCUCACUGCUUUGUCCAGCAGAGUAACAGAGCUGGAAGAAGAUCUAGACACAGCAAGGAAAGACUUAAUAAAAUCUGAAGAAAUGAACACAAAGUUACAGAGGGAUGUACGAGAGACUCUGGCCCAGAAGGAGGACAUGGAGGAGAGAAUCACCACUCUAGAGAAACGCUACCUCGCUGCACAACGUGAAGCUACAUCUGUGCAUGACCUCAAUGAUAAACUUGAAAAUGAAAUUGCCACUAAAGACUCCAUGCACCGACAGAGUGAAGAUAAGAACAGGCAACUGCAAGAGCGACUGGAACUGGCUGAGCAAAAGCUGCAGCAGACCCUGAGAAAAGCUGAGACUUUGCCAGAGGUGGAGGCUGAGCUGGCACAGAGAGUUGCAGCACUUACAAAGUCUGAACUUUUGUCUCCUGGGAGCUCUGCUGCUAAAGAUGCUAAAGUUUUGGAACUUGCCACCAAGCUUAGGAAGGCUGAGGAGAGACACGGCAAUAUCGAGGAGCGACUGAGACAGAUGGAGGCACAGCUUGAAGAGAAGAAUCAAGAACUGCAAAGGGCUAGACAGAGAGAGAAGAUGAAUGAAGAGCAUAAUAAACGUUUGUCAGAAACUGUUGAUAAGCUCCUAUCUGAAUCCAAUGAAAGGCUCCAACUUCAUCUCAAGGAGAGGAUGGCCGCCCUGGAAGAUAAGAAUUCACUUCUUCGAGAAAUUGAAAAUGCAAAGAAACAAAUAGAAGAACUUCAGCAUGAAAAGGAUCAACUUGUAUUAAAUGUCGAUGCAUUAAGGGCUGAAAACGACCAAGUGAGGCUCAGAGCCACAUCACUUCAUCAUAGCAGGCCAGAUUUCAGAUUCCCUGUGCCACCCUCCUCUGUGGGGGACACCCACACAGACUCCUACAGCACCUCCUCUGUGCUGAGGCGGCCCCAGAAGGGGCGUCUGGCUGCUCUCAGGGACGAGCCUUCGAAGGUUCAGACCCUGAACGAGCAGGAUUGGGAGCGGGCCCAGCAAGCCAGUGUUUUGGCAAAUGUGGCACAAGCAUUUGAAAGUGAUGUGGAUGUGUCUGACGUGGAGGAUGACAGGGAGACCAUUUUCAGCUCAGUUGAUCUGCUGUCACCAAGCGGUCAGGCUGAUGCUCAGACUUUGGCCAUAAUGCUGCAGGAACAGUUGGACGCAAUCAACAAAGAGAUCAGACUGAUCCAGGAGGAGAAGGAGAACACGGAGCAGCGCGCAGAGGAGAUUGAGAGCCGUGUGGGCAGUGGCAGCCUGGAGGCGCAUGGCCGGUUCCGCUCGCUGGGCUCCAUCCCCCCCGCCUACGGUGGGGCCCUGGCCGGCUCCUCCCCGCCCGGCAGUGGCCGCUCCACACCCCGGCGCAUCCCACACAGCCCGGCCAGGGAAGUGGACAGGCUGGGCAUCAUGACAUUGCCUAGUGAUUUAAGGAAACACCGUAGAAAGUCUCCAGCUUCCAGGGAAGAGGUACGAGACGACAAAACCACCAUAAAAUGUGAGACAUCACCACCUUCAUCACCUCGGUCUUUGCGUCUGGACAGAGUCCAGAAAGGAGCUCUGCACACAGUGAGCCACGAAGAUAUCAGGGACAUUAGGAAUUCAACAGGUUCACAAGACGGGCAAACAAGUAAUCCUAGUAGCAGUAACAGCAGCCAAGAUUCCCUUCACAAAGCCCCCAAAAAAAAGGGAAUCAAAUCCUCCAUUGGCCGCCUGUUUGGCAAGAAGGAAAAGGGACGACCUGGACAAGGAAGCAAGGAAUCUCUAGGACAAGGUGGCAUGGGAGAAGCAGAUGGUUCCUCUCAGGAUGCAUUAGGUCUCAGCAAACUUGGAGGUCAGGCAGAGAAAAACAGGAAAAUGCAGAAGAAGCACGAGUUGCUGGAGGAAGCCAGAAGACAGGGUUUGCCUUUUGCACAGUGGGAUGGGCCCACUGUGGUGGUGUGGCUGGAGCUGUGGGUGGGGAUGCCAGCCUGGUACGUGGCUGCCUGCCGAGCCAAUGUGAAAAGCGGUGCUAUCAUGUCAGCCCUGUCUGACACGGAAAUCCAGCGGGAAAUCGGCAUCAGCAAUCCCCUGCACAGGCUCAAGCUCCGCCUGGCCAUCCAGGAAAUCAUGUCCCUAACCAGCCCCUCUGCCCCUCCCACCUCAAGGACGACCACGGGAAAUGUCUGGGUAACACAUGAAGAGAUGGAAAAUCUUACAGCCACACAACAAACGGAAGAUGAGGAGGGAAGCUGGGCUCAGACAUUAGCCUAUGGUGACAUGAACCAUGAGUGGAUUGGCAAUGAGUGGCUGCCAAGCCUGGGGCUCCCUCAGUACCGCAGCUACUUCAUGGAAUGUCUGGUGGAUGCUCGGAUGCUGGAUCACUUAACUAAAAAAGACCUGCGUGGGCAGCUGAAAAUGGUAGACAGCUUUCACAGAAACAGUUUUCAGUGUGGAAUUAUGUGCCUCCGAAGACUGAAUUAUGAUCGAAAAGAGCUAGAAAGAAAAAGAGAAGAAAGCCAGAAUGAAAUUAAGGAUGUCCUUGUGUGGAGCAAUGAGAGGAUGAUCCACUGGGUCAUGUCCAUUGGCCUUAAGGAAUAUGCGAACAACCUGCUCGAGAGCGGAGUUCAUGGUGCACUUGUGGCCUUAGAUGAAUCCUUUGAUUACAAUGCAUUAGCUCUCCUGCUGCAAAUCCCCACUCAAAACACACAGGCUCGUGCUGUUCUGGAGAGGGAAUUCAAUAACCUUCUUGCUAUGGGCACUGACAGAAGACUUGAUGAAGAUGAUGAUAAGAGCUUUAGGAGAGCACCUUCGUGGAGAAAGAAGUUUAGACCAAAGGACAUAAGAGGUUUAGCUGCUGGAUCAGCAGAGACUCUUCCUGCAAAUUUCAGAGUUACAACCUCAAUGUCUUCACCCUCUAUGCAGCCAAAGAAGAUGCAGAUUGAUGGCAGUGUAUCAGGAACACAAAGAUUGGAUUCUGCUACAGUAAGGACCUACUCCUGUUAAAGCCUUCUCCUGUUUACCCACACUAUUUCUACCGGUGAUAUGCAGCAUUUUGAACAUUUGGAACCUUUAACCUGUUAAUACUUGUUAAAUGGACACUUUGAGAUAUUUUAUUACAGAGUUUUUAAUUAGCAAAUAAAUUCAUGAGUACUAUAGAGAAAAUAUUUUAGAAUCUAAAUGUUUCUUAUAUUUAUGUGACUUCUCAUUUAUAUAGUUACUUACUUUUUCUGUUUCUAUUCAGUCUACAAAUCAAAUCAUUGCUGAUUUUUAAUUCUAAUUUUAGUCUUUCCAACUGAAUGUACUGUAAUGCUUGUAUGUAUGUGUCCCUAUGAGCAAUAUAGGGUUUUUGUAAAUGAUGCAGUUACUGUAAUUAUCAUUGUUUUUUAAUAAUGAAACUGAAGGUGAAAAGGAUUUUAAUACCUUUGUAAAAGUAUCAUGACACCAAGCAGUAUAUAUUUUGUCUUUUGGAGCUCUUAGCUUAGAUCUGAAAACAAGUCCAGCUUUUUUUCAGGUGAGCCUUUGUUGAUGUAGGAGGGACGGUACAUGAGUGUUGUUCUUCUCAAAGCUGUACCUUUCCACACAGAGGAUGGAUCAAGUAGUGGCAAUUUGUCUUUAUUUAAAGUAGAAUUGGUUUGAAAAGCUGGGAGGAACUCUUAACCCUGCGGGACAUGCUGUAGGAGUGAUUGCCUCAGUCCUAGCACCCUGUGCUGUGUUUGUGUAGUGACUCUUCACAGUGACUGAAAACAAGCCAUAAACCGAGGACUGUUUUUAUUUUUGCUUUUCCUUCCCUAAGGAAGAUAGACUUCGUAAUGAUUCCUGGUUGUGAGCCACAGGCCACAGAGAGGUUUUUUUUUGUCCUAGACCUUUUUGCUUGAAAACACUUGGUGGAAAGACACUGGUGGAACCAGUUUUAAUGGACCAAUCCUAAAGCACUGCAGCCUCCUGUCAAAUGAGUAGUGAAAGAUGAAGGUACAAUGGGCUGAAAAUGAAAGCAGUGCAUCUUCUAAUAAAGGCCUUACUUUUCUUAUGUAAGUCAUCCUAUGUGUUUUGUAAACUUGUUCUAAAGACUUGUCUGGACUUUAAUUUGGAUGGUUGUAGCCAUUUUGGACUGUAUGAGUAGAAAAUGUAUCUGACACUUGUAAAUGGCAUAUUAAAAAGCCAGCAAGAAUCUGUUCAGAUGGUGCAUUAUUUAUUAUGCAAAAAUAUAUAUAGCAUGUCUUUUUUCUUAUUUUGUUUUCCACUUUUAACUUGCUUGUAAAACUGAAAUUCAUUGUUACUGUUCUGUUUUUCUAUUAAUCUUUUGUGUAUUUUCAGAUUAUGUAACAAUAUGUACAGUCUACUUUUGAACUGUUUUUAUCACAGUAUUAUUUAUUGCUUUCAAUAAAGUACUGAUGCAUUUUCCACUGCCAAUAAAACACUAUGGAAAAGCUAAGAUCUAAUUGUAUGCAGGCAGAAACUUUUGCAGUGAGUGGAUAUUGUCAAUAAAGCAUCUUAAUGAUUGUUUGCUGCCCUGUAGAUCUGGUUUCAAAUGAUGACAUUUCUUCAGCAGCAAAAAUAUUCCAUUAGAUGUGACAUUUUCUUUGGAAUUGUUCAAGUUCACAUGCAUUAAUAUCAGUUUUCUGAGAAAAAACUGCUUUAUUGUCUACUUCUACUCAUAUUUAGAGUUAUGAUUUGCUUUUUAAAAUAAUAAACCAGACCUGUCACACACCUUCAGUGUAUUCUGGUCCACAUGGUGAAGAUGGAAGUACUGUCCUAGACAGCAGCAACAGUUGUUUAGUAAUACAUGAGAUUGUGGCCGUAGUGAUAUUUGGGGAGAAACAUGGGAGUUAAGGGAACCAGUGCAAAAUGGGGCCACAAUAGGGCUGUUCAUGUCAAUUUUAAUAUAUUUGUAAACCAUUUCAAUGAGUAGAAAUCAGAAGGAUAAAGUUGCAGAAUAAUGGAAGCAGUUGUGAAUCAUAUUUCAUCGUGUCCUCAAGAUCAACAGCAGGAUGUGGAAUGCCUGGAGAAACACUGCCAUGGAUGCUCUAAGCCUUGUUCAGUGAUGCAUCUCUGUCUGGCUUGUCUGUACAAGUUGCUGUCUUUUCAUUUGCCGUCUCUUUUAUAUUCUCAGAGAAUAUAUCUUUCUAGGAAAAACUAAAAUGGAACUGCAGAAGGAAAUCCUGACUCACUGCUCAGCUAAACUUUGCUGUUUAGAGAAACCUUGCCUAGGUGUUGCAGGUCACUGAUGUGAUAGUAGGUGUUCAAAGUCAUGUAUUGUUGCUUCUCAAAAGUGAAACCAAUGCGGGAUAGACUUGUAAAAUGUGAACAGAAAAUGCGUUUAUUAUUUUGAGGCUGUAAAACCUUAACUGUUACGGAACAAUGGAACUGACAUGAGAGGUAGAAUAAAUGAGUGAAAUGGUGAAAGCUUUCACAAACUGGCAA
Molecule: messenger RNA, 7177 nt
Organism: Cyanistes caeruleus (blue tit)
Lineage: Eukaryota; Metazoa; Chordata; Aves; Passeriformes; Paridae
Gene: PPFIA1
Product: PPFI scaffold protein A1
Biological process (GO): synapse organization
Cellular component (GO): presynaptic active zone
Molecular function (GO): protein binding
Source: RefSeq, a predicted model, not a curated record